UCCUCGGAAAUGGCAUGCCGUAAAUUGUUUCGCGUUCUUCAAAAUAAUCAUCCAGCUCUAAAACGGAGCAUUGCCAUGUCGCGCUCACUACGCUCCACCGAGGAAGCCGUGGAGAAGCUGAAGGAAAGCAAUCCCUACUAUUGGAAGUAUGCGGAAAAGAUUGCCAAGAUUCAGCAGACGUCUGCCGAGGAGUUCCUGGAUCGUGUUGAGCGCGUCGUGAAUCCAAUUAAGGAUGGCCAAAUCCAGGCCAGGACUUAUUCCGAGCUGUUGAACCCCAAAGAGGAGCUGGCCAAGCAAGAAGCGGCUGAGCUGCCACACAAGAAACUGUCGGACAUCAUGAAGCUCGAACUGCUGGCCGACAAAAGCGCAGAGGAGUUAUCGCAGAUCUGGAUCGAGUACCACAAGACCAAGGAUGUGCUGGCAGCCACCCUAACCAAGGCUCAGUACGAAACCUUGAUGGGCCGCGCCAAGGAGCAUCCAAUUUUCCUGCUGCCAUUGCCGCGCAGCGAGGGAUUCGAGUUUUUCUUGCUGCAGUUUGCAGCCAACACGGUUCACUUCACUCCACUGCUGGCCUACCAGGUGCAUCACGAGAAUGCCCCCGAGUGCCUAACAGUGGUUCAUUACACUGAGGUGCAGGACAAGGGCGUGGUGCUGAUGCGCGGUGAAUACGACACUAAGGUACUGACCGCUCAAGAGGCCCAGUGCCUGGCGAACGAGCUGCAGAUGUUCUACUAUAAGACAGACGAGAGCAAGAUGAAGCUCCUGGAGACCUUUACCAAGCGUCCCGAUGAGUUCAAGCACACGGAUCUCAUCAAGGAGGUAGAAAACAUUCAGCUGGCAUAGACACUGACAAAUUCGUCAAAAUAAAAAUACGAUAAAUAAACGGUAGCUGCACGUCUA
Molecule: messenger RNA, 900 nt
Organism: Drosophila persimilis
Lineage: Eukaryota; Metazoa; Arthropoda; Insecta; Diptera; Drosophilidae
Product: ATP synthase mitochondrial F1 complex assembly factor 1
Exons: 2
Coding region: 10-843 (277 amino acids)
Biological process (GO): mitochondrial proton-transporting ATP synthase complex assembly
Cellular component (GO): mitochondrion
Source: RefSeq, a predicted model, not a curated record